Aspergillus glaucus CBS 516.65 is the source of this 1323-nucleotide messenger RNA. RefSeq names its product BUD22 family protein. Gene Ontology annotation, biological process: maturation of SSU-rRNA. Bases 1 to 1323 code for a protein of 440 amino acids. The record is from RefSeq and is a predicted model, not a curated record. The transcript is spliced from 2 exons. Lineage: Eukaryota; Fungi; Ascomycota; Eurotiomycetes; Eurotiales; Aspergillaceae. Gene Ontology annotation, cellular component: 90S preribosome; nucleus.
AUGCCCAAACGCAAACACUCCGACCUCGACACCAAAAGCCCCGUCGCAAACGACGCAACCAGCCGCAUCGCGAACCGCCUCUCCGUCAAAUUCGACUAUGAAGUCAACGUCCUCUCGCGCGCACUGAAAGUCUCGCGCGGCUUCGAGAAGCAGAAGAUGGGGAGACGGGGGAAGAAAGCACGUUCAGAGGAGGGUGCGAAGCCAGGGACGGUGGGGAGGAUAGAAGAAGAAAAUAAGAUUCUCAAGGCGCUGGAUAUGGACAAAACAGCAAGUAAAUACAUCCUCAAACAACUCUCGCGCACGAAACGUAUCGCCGAGGCACCUGCGUUCGUUUACUUCCGGGAGAACUUGAAGAAGAAUAUUUCGCUUGAUGGGCCGCAGAGUGCGGCGGAGGGGAAUGUGCUUGCGAGACUUUACAAGUCGAAUCCAGUCAAGGAGGUGUUUCCGGGGAUUAUGGAGGGGUUUAAGAAGCUUUUGGGGUUGGACGCCCCAGCAGGGAAGCAGAAGAAGCAGGAGAAGGGCGGUUCCUCGGAGAGUGCGCCACGGGGGAAGAGUGAGGGUAAGGAGGGCAAGCAAGCUAAGUCCAAGGCCAAGGAUGAGGAUGCGGCUGAGGAAAGAGAUGUGGAUGUGAACAUGGACAAAGAAACUGUCAGUGGCAGCGACGACGACGACUUUUCCCAAUUCAACUCCCGCCUCGCCGGCUCCGACUCCGAAUCCGACGACGACAACGACCGCCUCGACCCAAUGGCCAUCUCCCCCUCCCCCUCGCGGUCCCCAUCCCUCGACCUCGACCUCGGCCUCGAACCGUCACCCUCAGCUUCAUCCUCCCCCGAACCAGAAUCCUCCCCCGCCAAAAAACUCAAGUCCACCACAACCGCCACCAAACAACCCUUAACAAGCACAACCUUCCUCCCCUCCCUCUCAAUGGGCGGCUACGUCUCCGGCUCCGAAUCCGAGCCCUCAGAUGACGAAGACUCCCAACCGCGCCGCAAAAACCGCAUGGGCCAACAAGCUCGUCGCGCACUGUGGGAGAAGAAAUUUGGUUCGCGCGCGAAUCACGUCAAGACGCAGGUUGCUAAGGAGAAGAGGAAUCGCGAUAGCGGGUGGGAUGUGCGGAGGGGUGCUACUGGGGGUGGUAAGGGGGCUGCGACGGGUGCGAACAGGGAGAUGAGGGGAAAUAGGCUUCAGAGGGAGGGUGAGAAUAAGAGGAAUGAGCCCGUGGAUGAUAAACCGAUGCAUCCGUCGUGGGAGGCGGCUAGGAAGGCGAAGGAGGCGCAGGCGAGUACGGCGGCAUUUAAGGGGAAGAAGGUUACGUUUGAUUAA